AUGCUAGUGCCCGUGGUCGUAAAUAAAGCACUCCAAGAGUGGAGUUUGCUCGAGUUUCAGGGCGAUUUACUUCCCAUGGAGUCACUAGAUCUACGUGGACUGGAUAUUGGGACACUUCGUUACGGACAGGGAGAAACACUCACGCUUCGUAUUGGAAAUCACGUGCUGACGGGAAAAGUCAUGAACUUGUCGACUCCUUUUGCCAUUUUACACAAAGAGAGCGAGAUUGACGUGGCUAUGGACGAAGAGGGAGAUGCAGAGUCAACUACAAAGUACGAGGUGGUCGGAAUUGCUCGCACGCGUGUCAUAUUUGCGUCCAGACCGAAGCCUGUGCUCACGUAG
Messenger RNA from Peronospora farinosa, 342 nucleotides. NCBI's taxonomy places the organism in Eukaryota, Oomycota, Peronosporomycetes, Peronosporales, Peronosporaceae. The record is from the annotation of a GenBank genome assembly.